This is a messenger RNA of Populus trichocarpa (black cottonwood), 1611 nucleotides long. RefSeq names its product probable sugar phosphate/phosphate translocator At5g25400. NCBI's taxonomy places the organism in Eukaryota, Viridiplantae, Streptophyta, Magnoliopsida, Malpighiales, Salicaceae. Gene Ontology annotation, molecular function: antiporter activity. Gene Ontology annotation, cellular component: endosome; trans-Golgi network; Golgi apparatus. The record is from RefSeq and is a predicted model, not a curated record. The coding region runs from base 189 to 1238 and encodes 349 amino acids. The transcript has a single exon.
AAACAACUGGAUGUUAGAAAAGUCCACUCAAAUAUCGCCACCUCUCCCCUACAUCAACAACUCCAAACCCUCUUCCUCUCCAUCUCCACCACCAUCUCUCCUCUUUAUUUCCUCGCCUUUGGCAAACCCCUAUCUCCCAAAUCUCUCCACCCCCACCGUCCCAGGGCAGUUCCACCAGAUCAGCCAAAAUGGGCAAGGGUGGAUCUCUAAGUGACAGUGUUCUGAAAAAGAUCUUGCUUUCCUACACCUAUGUAGCCAUCUGGAUCUUCCUUUCCUUCACUGUUAUCGUUUACAACAAAUACAUCCUUGACAAAAAGAUGUAUAAUUGGCCAUUCCCAAUAUCUCUAACCAUGAUCCACAUGUCUUUUUGUGCCACUCUUGCCAUCCUUCUCAUUAAAGUUUUCAAAUUUGUUGAACCUGUUUCCAUGUCUAGAGAUGUUUAUCUCAAAUCUGUUGUUCCCAUUGGUGCUUUGUAUUCUCUGAGUCUUUGGCUUUCUAACUCUGCUUAUAUUUACUUAUCUGUUUCUUUUAUUCAGAUGUUAAAAGCCCUGAUGCCUGUUGCUGUUUAUUCAAUUGGGGUUUUGCUUAAAAAAGAGAACUUUAAGUCUAAUACUAUGGCUAAUAUGAUAUCAAUCUCUGUUGGUGUUGGGAUUGCUGCUUAUGGCGAGGCUAGAUUUGAUACCUGGGGGGUUUUUCUUCAGCUUGGUGCUGUUGCUUUUGAGGCUACAAGACUGGUAAUGAUUCAAAUCUUGCUUACUUCUAAAGGGAUUACAUUGAAUCCAAUUACCUCUCUUUAUUAUGUCGCGCCUUGCUGUUUGGCGUUCUUGUCUAUCCCUUGGAUUUUUGUGGAAUACCCUGUGUUGAAGGAGUCUUCAAGUUUCCAUUUUGAUUUUGUCAUCUUUGGGACCAAUUCUUUGUGUGCUUUUGCCUUGAAUCUCGCCGUGUUCUUGCUUGUGGGAAAGACUUCGGCCUUGACCAUGAAUGUGGCUGGUGUGGUUAAGGAUUGGUUGUUGAUCGCCUUUUCUUGGUCGGUUAUUAAGGAUACUGUGACCCCCAUUAAUUUGUUUGGCUAUGGGCUUGCAUUUUUGGGUGUCGCGUAUUACAAUCAUGCAAAGUUGCAGGCUUUGAAGGCGAAGGAGGCACAGAAGAAGGCUCAGCAGGCUGAUGAGGAGGCUGGAAGGUUGUUGGAAGGCAGGGAAGGAGAGGGAAACACGAAGAGAACUGAAUCAGAAGACUAACUUUUUACUAUUAAGAGUUUAUUUAGCUAUAAAGAUUGGAUGGAGAGAGCAUGGAAAUAAGAGCGGAAGGGACAUAUGGACCACCAAGGAUUGGUGUUGACGCAAGGGGAGUUUUGUGCUUCUGUUUGCUUUUGCUCAGGGGGCAUGCUGGUUCUAGUUUUAUGCUUUGUCAUAUGCUAGUUAUGGGUUUUAGUUAGUUGAAUGUUAGGGAUUUGAGAUCUGUGCAAUCGGCUUUGCCGAGUUGUCUUUUAUCAGAGUAAAAAUCUCAAAUGCCUGUAUUUUACCUUUUUUUACUUUAUUUAUUUAUUUAUAUAAUUGGUGUCCAUGUACGAACAUCUUUCAUUGAUGAAGUUUUAGCGCUUAUUUAUUCUCA